UAUUUUUUAUGAUUUUGCUAAUACAAACGGAGGCACUCGACUUCGUGAUUUAUCGGGAUGUGACGAUGCUGUCAAGAAGCGACAGUACUUCUGUGCAAGUGUCAGAAUGCUAGCGGCUAGUUAGCUCGCUGCUGGAUCACAUUAAUGCGCUUAUAGUUGUCUUACAUUUCAACGGAUUCGUCCAUUCUUUGUUACCGGCAGUCCAGACUCCUCUUCCUGCUGUGAAGGAUGGGUGUGAAAACCUUCACUCACAACUCCCCCAACCACAGCCAAGAGCUUUUAGAUAAGCUCAACACCCUACGCAGUGAGGGCCACUUUUGUGACGUCACCAUCCGCGUACAAGGCCAAAUGUUCUCGGCCCACAAGGUAGUGCUAGCCUGCUGUAGUGACUUCCUUCGAGCGAAGCUGUCUGGGAAGCCGGCUGAAGAAGACACUGUAAUAGUAGGUGAAGAUAACAAACAUGUGCUGGAUCUCCAACACGUGACGGUCGCAGGUUUCGCUCCUCUUCUGGAAUAUGCGUACACGUCCACCCUGUCCAUUAGUACGGAGAAUAUCAUCGACGUACUGGCAGCUGCUAGCUACAUGCAGAUGUUUGCGGUGGCCAACACUUGCUCUGAGUUCAUGAAGUCCAGUAUUCUGUGGAACUCUGCAUCCUCAGCAGCAGGAGGUCCUGGUAGCACCCAGCCUCCAGUUUUACACAGACCCCAAGAGACCCCUGAAGGCCAUGCGAGCUGCACCCUCGCCCCUGUAGAUGCCCUCUCGCCGUCUCCGGUCUCAUCCGAAUGCAGCGUACCGGAGCGGCCCAUUCCUGUGUGCCGCGAGUCUAGACGCAGGCGCAAAGGCUUUGCGAGCCCGCAACCAGCAUCCUCAACCUCUCCGCAAGUCCCCAACCCCUCUCCCUCCUCUUCCUCCUUCCCAGAGAGUUCAGCGCAGGCUCUGGAACCAUCUCUGGCCUUCUCCUGGACAUACCCCUUUGGUGUGGACCGGCGGUUUGCGGCAGAAAAGUCAAAACUACCUGAAGGCCUCCUGGAACCAUCUGGAGCACCGGGGCAGGACUCUAGUGGACGGGCAUUGGUGGAGUAUUUGGCCUGCGAGGGCCCACAUGGCCUGGGCGUAGGGGGCGCAGCAGGGGUGGAGGAGGAGGAAGAAGAAGAUGUGCAGGUGAAGGAGGAAAGGCUGAGUGAUGAAGAAGUGCAUGAAGAAGCUUCUCAACCAGUCAGUGCUCCACACAGUUCUCUGAGUGACCAGCAGACGGUUCCUGGCAAUGAACACACCCAAGAAGAUCUACUCAUCAGCCCUCAGUCCUCAUCCAUUGGCUCCCUGGAUGAGGGGGUGACGGAGGGUCUCCAAUCCAUGCAGGGCACUCCAAACACUACUGGUCACAUGGAGGAGGAUGAGAGGCUGGAGAAUGUCCAGUACCCAUACCACCUGUACAUUAGCCCUUCCACUCGCCCAGGACUCAACAGUCCUGAACGGCCCUUCCAGUGCCCUACAUGUGGCGUCCGCUUCACUCGAAUACAGAAUCUCAAGCAGCACAUGCUCAUCCACUCUGGUAUUAAGCCAUUCCAGUGUGACCGCUGCGGGAAAAAGUUUACGCGGGCUUACUCUCUGAAGAUGCACCGGCUGAAGCACGAAGGUAAACGCUGUUUCCGGUGCCAGAUCUGUAGUGCCACUUUCACUUCCUUCGGUGAAUAUAAGCAUCACAUGAGGGUGUCUCGCCACAUCAUCCGCAAGCCUCGGAUUUACGAGUGCAAAACGUGCGGCGCCAUGUUUACCAACUCCGGCAAUUUAAUCGUACACCUGAGGAGUCUCAACCAUGAGGCGUCAGAACUAGCAAACUACUUCCAGACCAGUGAGUUCCUCCUCCCAGACUACCUGAGUCACAUGCAAGAGGAAGAGGGGCUGGGACACUUUGAGAUGAGUGAGCAGACCUUUGAAGCUUCUUCCUCCUCUUCCUCGGUCCAAACACCAGUUAUCUCUCAAGUUUCCUCUACCAUGAACUAUGACAACCACACUUCUGCACCUCCUUCCCAAACCCCAAACCCCAGGUCAAGGAACGGAGUGGAGGCCGCACAAGGGGACCACCCGAAGUCCACCGCUGCUGUUACCUCUCUGCAAGACCCAGAGGAAGACGAGGGAGAGAAGGAGAGAGGUGGAAGAAAGAAGAAGAGACUCGUGUCAAUUACAAUUGAGUGAAAACGUUCCAUAAGUGUAAACAUGUAUAAUAACAGUCAGUGUCCUGUUGCACAUUCAAUACUUCUGUUGUCGACGGUUUAUUAUACUCUCAGAAAAAAAGGUACCAAAGCUGCCAUUGGGGUGGUACCAUUGAAAAAGGUACACCUUUGUACCUUAUUUAUCCGUAAAGAGCACAUAUUAGUAUCUUAAAAGUAUUAGUACCUAAAAUGUAUAUAUUAGUACCUAAAUGGUACAUUUUAGUACCUUCUGAAAGGGUACCACCCCAGUGACAACUUUUGUUCUGAGAGUGUAUGUUUUAACAGCUUAUAAACUUGGUGUAAUGCCUUUUAAUUUGUGUAGGUUACUUUAAAUUGUUGUAAAAUCACAUUUGAUUUGGAUUUACAUACAAAUCUAUCUGAAAGAGUGAUCAUGGUUCUAAAUUUAAAAAAGGAAGAAAAAAAACAUGAAAUAAAAAAUUUGACUUUUUAUUAGUAACCCAUUAAUAUC
Messenger RNA from Sinocyclocheilus rhinocerous, 2682 nucleotides. Its product is annotated as zinc finger and BTB domain-containing protein 44-like. Lineage: Eukaryota; Metazoa; Chordata; Actinopteri; Cypriniformes; Cyprinidae. The record is from RefSeq and is a predicted model, not a curated record. Gene Ontology annotation, biological process: regulation of transcription by RNA polymerase II. Gene Ontology annotation, molecular function: DNA-binding transcription factor activity, RNA polymerase II-specific; protein binding; RNA polymerase II cis-regulatory region sequence-specific DNA binding. The transcript has 6 exons. Bases 229 to 2196 code for a protein of 655 amino acids.